AUGCAUAUAUUGUGGAACCCUCUUAUGCCACCACGACCGCGAGAAAAUGAAGAAGUACAGGAGGAGGAAUAGAAGGAGGAGAAAGAAGUUAUAGAGGAAAGAGAAGAGGAAGAGAAGGAGGAGGAAGUGGAUAACGGCGGCGAUAUUUCGGUAGUGGAAUCCGCCAAUAUCUUGGAGAUAGAAGAGACACAAGAAGCUUUGGAGAGGGAGGAAAAAGAAGACGUGAAUGAAACAGAGGAAAAGGAGAAGAAGGAGGAGAAGGAGGAAAGCUAGAUACUACGCUCAUGAUGUUAAAGAUAUUUCAUAUACGCUGGU
Messenger RNA from Trachymyrmex cornetzi, 315 nucleotides. RefSeq names its product X-linked retinitis pigmentosa GTPase regulator-interacting protein 1-like. Lineage: Eukaryota; Metazoa; Arthropoda; Insecta; Hymenoptera; Formicidae. The record is from RefSeq and is a predicted model, not a curated record. The transcript is spliced from 3 exons.